Molecule: messenger RNA, 1605 nt
Organism: Marasmius oreades (fairy-ring Marasmius)
Lineage: Eukaryota; Fungi; Basidiomycota; Agaricomycetes; Agaricales; Marasmiaceae
Exons: 6
Coding region: 357-1430 (357 amino acids)
Source: RefSeq, a predicted model, not a curated record
GCCUCUUAAUUUUCUUUCCUUUUUCUUGUUCCUUCCUCCUCGUUUCUCGUUGUCGAGUAUCUGCUAGGCUCGAAAAGACAACAAGAAUAACCUCCAUCACCACUGCUCCUCAUCUAGAAUGGAGAUCAAAUUUUCCUCGGCAAAUUCACAAUUGUGCAACAAAAACAAAACCCAAGCCCAGUCAUCGAGAUUCGUAGCCAGUAGUUCAGCUUGGGCGUUAUUCUUGCGGCCUUUUAACAUCCAAGUCUGGAAUAAUCGAUGGGGAUAGUUUAACAAUUGGAAACCAAGACAAUGCCACAAUUGAACCUGAUAUAAAAGCACAAAGGGUUCUUUGUUACUCACCUCCACCUACACCCAUGAUGGCAAUGAACGCGAACGACGGUCCCUCUCGCCACCCUUCCGAAGACUCUUUUCCGACGCCUCAGCGGUUCCCGUUGUCCUCGAUACCGCCCAGUGAACGCGACGCUUUCGACGAUGCCACCAUGCAGACCGAAACCGAAACCGCAUUUCUCCCAGCUGUGAUGUUGCGAAAAUACCUUCGACACUCGGCCCUACCAGCAUGUCUACGCUUCGGCCAAAUUCCUGUCGGCACGACCCCUAAAUUCAUAACUCCAUGGCCCGAACACUCUGAAAUGAAGAGGCCCGAAGGCAGUCGGGUGUUGGAAGACGUUGAAACCUAUGACAAGUGGAACUUUUCACGAAGUGUCAGGAGUUAUAUCGACACGCUUCCGGCUCAUCAUUUUGGUACAAAGGAAGCGUCGCGUCUAAGACUUCCUUCGGACGGAUUUGCCGAGUUAGAUGAGGACGACAUUGAACGAUAUUCCUACAUCGACGGCGUCGAUCAACUGCUUGCCACGAUCGAAGAAGACGUACUCAAGACCGUCUGCGAAUGCAUCCGAGUUAUCGAGCGGAUGCCUGUAGAUGCGCCUCUCUUCAAUGACAUGCAAUUUCAUCGAGCCUCACAUCUAUGUACCGCCCAUAACGCUAGAUGGGAUAUUCUCGCGAUGUGCCCGAAUCUCUUUGAAGCUAUCCCGAUAGUUGUCAUUGUCGUACCUCCUUGGGAAUUUAGUUUGAAAGCUUUCAAACGAUUUACAUGGGCUAGAAACUUUCCGGCGAACAUACUUGACUCCCUUCCCGUCAAUCCGGCGGAUUCCACAUCAGAUAAGCUUUGGGCGGUGAUACACGACGUCUGCUAUGAACAAUGCAAAUUCUUCGUGGUCACUAACUAUACCCACUGGGCUUUUGGUCGUUUCACAAAUAAUGGGAAACUCGCAAUGAUUACCGAACCUGUCGAGGCACGUACGGUUGGGCUUGGAGGCGGCGUGAAUGUUGCUGUUGAUGCUGGGGCUAAUGUUCCUGAAUCCCUUGUUUAUUGGGUUCAAGUAUCAAGAAACGCGGCACCACCUGUAAUGCAAACUAGGAGAAAUUAGGAGGGAUUGUAUCCUGAUUGGCAGUAAUAAAUAGAUUGAUAGGUUAAGAUAGGUAAUGUUGAUAAGAUUCUGGACACCUCUUUCCUUGAAUCUAUUUGCCUUGAUUCGGGAUAGCAACGUGCUCGCCAUAUACAUUGGGUUGGGUUUAUCGUCGUAUCCCCUCAAAGGUUUUCAC